This is a messenger RNA of Acanthochromis polyacanthus (spiny chromis), 3259 nucleotides long. It is a transcript of the gene lrrc31, whose product is annotated as leucine rich repeat containing 31. Gene Ontology annotation, molecular function: protein binding. NCBI's taxonomy places the organism in Eukaryota, Metazoa, Chordata, Actinopteri, Pomacentridae. The coding region runs from base 1 to 1836 and encodes 611 amino acids. The transcript is spliced from 11 exons. The record is from RefSeq and is a predicted model, not a curated record.
AUGAUCCGCCUGACGGGCACGCGCCGUGACGUCACGCAGGUGUCUGGAGGACGUGAUCGUCCAAACAAACCGAGCGAGUAUCCUCCAGGACGGACUCUUAAAAAGCUCCUGGAUACGUGUUUGUCUUCAGCUGGAGUUCACAUGGAGUCUGCAAACGGUCAGCGUGGGCGGGACGGUGGCAGCCUGAGGCGUUCUCCUCUCGACGUCAUCAUGAACCAGAUCCGCAGGAAACGCUCGUUCACAGACAGGAAGCCGCUGGGACGCUUCCUGUCCAGAUCCUCCAGCCAGACGGGGAUCCCAGAGGACGGAACGCCGGAGACCAGAGAGGACAAAGGAGGACAGAGCUCAGGUGACAGUGAACGCCACAUGGGCUGGGGAGGAGUCAGUGUUUUCCUGCAGAGGCUGGGAAAGAAGAGUGACAGCAGGAACCUCAGUCUGGGUCACUGUGAUCUGACGGCCACAGACCUGCUGGAGCUCGCGUCGUUGCUGCAGUUCCUCCCUCAGCUGGAGGAGGUGGACGUCUCCUGGAACGAGCUGAUUGGUGGAUCUCUGGCGGCGCUGACGUCUCACCUGCAGCAGGUGUCUGGGAUCAGAACCCUGAGGAUCUGCAGCUGCAGGCUGAACGCCGAUGACGUCACCGCUCUGGGCGACUCUCUGGGCAGCGUCCCUCUCUUGGAGAUCCUGGACUUGUCGUGGAACAGCGGCGUUGGAGGCGGCGCUCUGCAAGGCCUUCUGGGUAAACUGCAGCCGGCGCUGAGGGAGCUCCACCUGGUGGCCUGUCAGCUGACUGCGGCUGAUGCUGCUGUUCUGGGGGGCGUGGUGGCUGCUCUGCCCAGACUCUCUCUGCUGGAUGUCUCCUGUAACCCUCAGCUCUCACAGGAAGUGGAUGUCGGUGGAUUCAAGCAGCUGGCCUCCUCCCUCUCUCACACCACCAACCUCACCACGCUGCGACUACAGGCCUGUGGGCUGACGGCCGACGGACUCUACGCUCUCGGUGGUUCGCUCCGCUACCUCCCCUCUGUGCGGGAGUUGGACCUGUCCUGUAACAAGCAGCUGUCUGGAGGCCUGAGCCGCCUCACCUGUCACCUGUCUCAUGUCACUCACCUGGAGAGCCUGGACCUCCACCUGUGCUGCCUGAGCCUCAGCGACCUGGAGCAGCUCAUCCAGGUGCUGCCCUCUCUGACCUCACUGACGGAGCUCGACAUCUCGUCCAAUCAGGAGGCUGGGGGCGUGGUCCGGCCGCUGGUCUCCGCCCUCCCAGUGAGACAGAUGAGGAGGCUGCCGUUAAACAGCUGCAGCCUGAAUGAGGAGUCCUUCACUGCUCUGGCCCUGGUGGUACCAAACCUUCGCAGCGUAGAUGUUUCCUGGUGUAAGGUGGUUGGUGGUCGUUUGUCUCUGCUGCUGGACUCCCUAAAGCCGUCAAUCAUCCUGGAGCUCCGCCUCAGCAGCUGUGACCUCAUCACCGACGACCUGCAUCACCUAGCCUCAGCGAGCAGACGAGGUUUCCUGUCGUCUCUGCGGGUCCUGGAUUUGUCCUACAAUGGCUCUGUGGGAGACGAAGGCUGGUCGGCUCUGUUCUCUGCUGGAGGUCUGGGCUCUCUGGAGGACGUGGACGUCAGCCUGCGGCCGUCCUCCUCCGCCCGCUGCUCCGCCUGGCUGCCCUCGCUGCUCAGAGCGCUGCCCCGGUCGGCGGCUCUGGCCCGGCUGGCGUUACAGCGCUGGACGGUCGGUUUGGAGGAGAGGAGGCAGCUGGAGUUCAUCCUGAGGAAGAGGAGCGUCCUGCUGGAGUGGGAUCAGGAUGGUGGAGAGCUCAGAGGGACAGAACCAGAGGAGUAGGAACCAGACAUCUGCUGGAAACCAGCAUUUACAGCAUCAAAUUCACUGGAGAGUUUCUGUCAUUUGUACCACUAACAUACAUAAAAGAGAUAAUAUUUUACAUCCUGAAGGUUUUUACACCUGAACCUUCUGAUCAACCAUCCCUGAUACACUGGAUUUUUAGAUUAACAUCAAAUACUUUCCACUCUUUCUGCACAUUUUUUACACUUUUAAAUCUGAGUCUGUGUUUAGACGACAACAUCUCAGGAACUAUUGAAGGCAAAAGCCUGAAAUUUUCAGUUAUUUCAGGAUAAUAAAAUGAAAAAUACGUCCAUCUUAAAAUAUACAUAUAUGUUUUUUCCUACUUCAGGAACUCCAGAACACUGUUUUACCUGCAUCUUUUUGUAUAUUUUUUGGUCAUUUUGCACAAUUUUGGAGUAAUCUGAGGAAACAACUGUGUAAUUGUCAACUAUUUUUUGUCAUUUUGGACAAAGUUUGACUCGUUUUGGACACAUUUUUAGCAAUUUUUGACAAAUAUUAGAGGGAAAUUUUGAUUAAUUUCCGAGAAUUUUUGUCUUUUUGAACAAAUAUAAUUAUUUUAUACAAACACUAAGUCAUUUAACAUACAUUUGAGGAUUUUUGUUGUCUUUUUUGUUAAGUUUUAGUUCAUUUUGGCUUUAAUUUUAGAUCAAUUUUGUCAUUUUUGAUACAUUUUGAGUUAUUUUUGACAAAUCAUUAAUCAUUAUUAUGACAUUUUGCAAAGAUUUUGAGUAAUUUUUGUAAAUUUUGUUGUCUUUUUGUACAUUUUUUGGUCAUUCUGGAAAAUUUUGAGUAAAUUUGGACACAUUUUGAGUUAUUUCAGACAAUUAUUGGGAAAUUUUGAGUAUUUUUUGACUAUAUUUGUCACUUUGGACAAAUUUUGAUUCAUUUUGGAUUCGUUUUGGGCAAAUGUGUGCACGUUAUGGCUCCUUUUGUACUAAUUUUGAGUCAAUUUGGACACAUUUUGAGUUAUUUUUGACAAAUCAUUCGUCAUUAUUGUGACAUUGUGGACAAGUUUUGAGACAAAAUUCAUUUUAUAAUUUUUUUUGCCAUUUUGGACAAGUUUACAGGAACAUUGAAAAAAAAUUGUGUAAUUUUCAACUACAUUCUUUGUCAUUUUGGACAAAUGCAGUUGUAUUCGAAGACAUUUCAAGCUGAAACUAACAAAAACAACCACAUUAAAGUGUGAGAGUGAACUUCUAGGACAACAUGGAGAUUAAAUUCUUCAGUUUCCAAACACUUGGACAAACACCAUCUGCUGAAGAAGAUCGUGAUUCAAUAAAAAGCUCCAGAAGCACGUCUGAUGUGAAUAUGAUCGUAUUGACACAAGAAAAUAUUGGAUAUUUGGUUUUAUAAAUCAUGUCUGUGAUGACCUUAGUUGACGUUAUAUUUUAUAUUUUUGCAC